Prunus armeniaca (apricot) is the source of this 207-nucleotide messenger RNA. The record is from the annotation of a GenBank genome assembly. Lineage: Eukaryota; Viridiplantae; Streptophyta; Magnoliopsida; Rosales; Rosaceae.
AUGAGAAAGUGCUUUCAGUUGCUGGCUCACCCCGCUUUGAGGCCAAACAAGGUUGAGGUCGUUUCCAUUGAAGGCACAGGAGCCAUGUCAAUGUCUGAAUCUAAGGAUGGUGCUGGUGGUGUGGAUGUUGGCUUGGUUUCGGAAAAAAAUUCCAUGCAAGUUUUUGCUAUUCUGUUGGCUGAAGGUCUUGCCAAUCCUAUGUGUUGA